Messenger RNA from Neospora caninum, 1434 nucleotides. RefSeq lists its product as hypothetical. Gene Ontology annotation, biological process: regulation of mRNA splicing, via spliceosome; mRNA splicing, via spliceosome. The coding region runs from base 1 to 1434 and encodes 477 amino acids. Gene Ontology annotation, molecular function: mRNA binding; N6-methyladenosine-containing RNA reader activity. Gene Ontology annotation, cellular component: nucleoplasm. Lineage: Eukaryota; Apicomplexa; Conoidasida; Eucoccidiorida; Sarcocystidae. The transcript is spliced from 7 exons. The record is from RefSeq and is a predicted model, not a curated record.
AUGGCGAGGACAUCGUUUGCUCCUUGUCACGCCGGGCGGAAAAAUGGGGGUUUCGGGGCGCUCUACAGCCAGGAGGAGCGUCCAGCCAUUCGUCUGCCUUCCUAUACCUCCGGACCUCCAACGUCGUACGCGCAAACGAUCUAUGAAGAAGACAACGUUCGCUUCUUCAUUUUGCGGUCUCGAAUUGCCUACAACAUCGAAGUAGCAAUGCAGUACAACAUGUGGGCCACGCGCCCUCACAACGACGCAAUACUGGGCGCGGCUCUCAAGUCUUGCAAAUAUGUCGUUCUGCUCUUCAGCGUCAACAACACCCACUACUUUUGUGGCUGGGCGAUCAUGCGCUCUCUGCCCGGGCACUGUCGCUUCAAAAGCGAUCUCUUCAAGGCAGCCGAAGACCCCAGAGGCAUGUCACAGUCGCGCUUCGAGGGGAACACCUUCGAGAUCGAGUGGAUUCGCAGAAUGCCUCUCGACUUCAAAGAGUGCGAAGGCCUUUUGAAUUCUCUCAAUCAAAACCUGCCAGUUUACCGCGCCCGCGACGGCCAGGAAGUUGCGCCGGCAGUUGGCCGUGCCGUCUGUUCUCUGUUCGAGACGCAGUGGCAGAAGCAGGCCCCGAACGCAGUGUCUCCUCAGCUCUCCGCACCUGUCCCCUCGCCUUCCUCGGUGAGCGCGGGAGGUGUGGGGUCCCCGACCGAAGGCGCCGCGCCAGCGUCUCCGAAGCAGCGCGAACCCGAGAGUGACAACCCACUCUCUCCUCGAGCUGGAAACGGAGAGCCGGAGAACCAGGCGGCCCACGGGCCCCGCGGCGAGUCUCCGCCGAUGCACGAAGGAGGUGGAGGCGAACAAGCAGUGGACGCGUGGGGACCUCGCAUUCUGAAUCCAGCAAUCCAGAUCUACCCCGUAGAUCUCACGUCCUUGACCUACGACGGUUACAUCCGAGCGUAUCAAGCGUCCCGGGCAUAUUGGCGCCGCCGAACGGAAGCUGCGCGCAGCGAGGAAGAGAGAAGAGAAGAUGCGAAAGAGCGCGAGAGGAAGAAGACGCGCCUCGUGGCAGCUCAGAGUCUGCAUCAAACACACGAGGCGAACGCAGAGGAGGAAGCGAAGCAGACUGAAGCAGACGAUCAAGGCGGCGAAACAACUGGUGGAGAGAGAAGAGAUUUCCGCGUCAAAGAGGAACAAGAAGACCGGGCAGAGGCGGAGUCGGGGCUUCGCGGAGAUCACACCGAGCGAGAGGACACGGGACAGGACAGGAGACUGAACGCAGAGGCUUCAGUGGAGCCAGGCGAGCCUGCAGCCUCUGCGCCGGAAACGCCAGCGGAGACAGGCGCGAAGGAGGCGGAUGUGUCAGCCGAGGACUUGCCCGGAGAAGACACGCCGUCCAUCACGUGCAUCAAACGAGAGCGUGAAAAAACGCCCCCGAACUCGGAAAAAACGUGA